This is a messenger RNA of Pezoporus occidentalis (night parrot), 906 nucleotides long. RefSeq names its product olfactory receptor 5AP2-like. Gene Ontology annotation, biological process: sensory perception of smell; G protein-coupled receptor signaling pathway. Lineage: Eukaryota; Metazoa; Chordata; Aves; Psittaciformes; Psittacidae. Gene Ontology annotation, molecular function: olfactory receptor activity; G protein-coupled receptor activity; odorant binding. The transcript has a single exon. The record is from RefSeq and is a predicted model, not a curated record. Gene Ontology annotation, cellular component: membrane. Bases 16 to 906 code for a protein of 296 amino acids.
AGGUAACACCUGGUCAUGAGAGGAAAUGACACUCAGACUAAAUUUAUCCUGUUGGGAAUUACAGACAGCCCAUGUGCCCAGGCUCCUCUUUUUGUCUUGUUUCUAGUGAUUUACAUUGUCACUCAGGUGGGGAACUUUGGCAUUUUCACAUUGGUUCGGGUGUCUCCCAGCCUCCACACCCCCAUGUACUUCUUCCUCGCCCAUUUUGCCUUCACUGACAUCUGCUAUUCCACAGUCAUCUCCCCCAGGAUGCUGGCAGACCUGUUAUCAGAGGACAAAACCAUUUCUUUCACUGGCUGCAUGAUGCAGUUCCUCACCUUUGCUUUCUUUGCUACUAUUGAGUGUCAUCUCCUGGCCAUGAUGGCCUACGACCGGCACGUUGCUAUCUGCCAGCCCCUGCUUUAUGUGACCAUCAUCUCCAACCGCGUCUGCUGGCAGCUGAUAGCAUCAUCCUACCUCUUUGCCUUCCUCAGUGCCAUCGUCUACACGUGGUGCACGUUUGGAGGUUCCUUCUGUGGUCCCAACCGCAUCGACCACUUCUUCUGUGAUGUUGUCCCUGUUCUAAAGCUCGUGUGCUCCGACACCCACAGCAGCGAGAUGGUCAUCUUUGCCUUUGUCACCAUCAACGUGGUGGGCACGAGCAUGAUCAUUUUGCUCUCCUACAUCUCUAUUCUCUGUACUGUGCUGAGGGUGUGCUCAGCACAGAGCAGGGCCAGAGCCUUCCACACCUGUGCCUCCCAUUUGAUGGCUAAAGUUGCCUCUAUUAUCUACACUGUGAUCAACCCCAUGCUUAACCCCUUCAUCUACAGCCUGAGGAAUAAAGAGGUGAAAGGGGCUCUGGCAAAGUGCAGGAGGAGGUUGUUCUACCACUGGCAAAAUAAAAGAGUUCGAUCAUCAAGGACAUGA